Messenger RNA from Hippopotamus amphibius kiboko, 1881 nucleotides. RefSeq names its product glucokinase regulator (gene GCKR). Gene Ontology annotation, cellular component: nucleoplasm; cytosol; mitochondrion. NCBI's taxonomy places the organism in Eukaryota, Metazoa, Chordata, Mammalia, Artiodactyla, Hippopotamidae. The record is from RefSeq and is a predicted model, not a curated record. Gene Ontology annotation, biological process: negative regulation of glucokinase activity; response to fructose; glucose homeostasis. Gene Ontology annotation, molecular function: fructose-6-phosphate binding; enzyme inhibitor activity; enzyme binding.
AUGCCAGGCAGAAAAUGGUUUCAGCAUGUGAUUGAGACCCCGGAGCCUGGCAAGUGGGAGUUGUCUGGGUAUGAGGCAGCCCUGCCCGUCACAGAGAAGUCAAACCCACUGACGCGGCAUCUGGACAAAGCAGAUGCCGAACAGAUUGUUCGAUUGCUGGGGCAAUGUGAUGCUGAGAUCUUCCAGGAGAAGGGGCAAGUCGUGGCGACGUACCAGCGACUCUACAGUGAGUCAACUCUGACCACCAUGGUACACGUGGCUGGAAAAGUUCAGGAAGUGCUAAAGGAGCCUGAAGGAGGGCUGGUGGUGCUGAGUGGAGGGGGCACCUCUGGCAGGAUGGCACUCCUCAUGUCGGUUUCCUUUAACCAGCUGAUGAAAGGUCUAGGACAGAAACCUCUUUACACCUACCUCAUUGCAGGAGGUGACAGGUCUGUGAUGGCCUCUAGGGAGGGGAUGGAAGAUAGUGCCCUGGACGGGAUUGAGGAACUGAAGGAGGUGGCUGCUGGGAAGAAGAGGGUGAUUGUCAUUGGCAUUUCAGUGGUUCUCUCUGCUUCCUUUGUGGCAGGCCAGAUGGACUGCUGCACAUAUAACCCAGGUGUCCUUUUGCCAGUCCUGGUUGGUUUCAACCCAGUGAGCAUGGCCAGAAAUGACCCCAUUGAAGACUGGAGUUCAGCAUUCCGACAAAUAGCAGAGCGCAUGCCGAAAUGGCAAGAGAAUCAGGAAGCUUUUGUGCUCAACCCUGCAACUGGGCCUGAGGGCCUCAGUGGCUGCUCCCAGAUGAAAGGUGGAAGCGCCACCAAGAUCCUUCUGGAAACCCUGUUAUUGGUAGCUCACAAGACUGUGGACUGGGGCAUUGCAGCAUCUCCGAGGUGUCUUCUGGAAACCUUGUGGACAUUUGAGCGGGCUCCUCAGGUGACCUAUAGUCAAAGCCCCAAGAUUGCCGCCCUGAUGAAGUAAGUCAGCAGCAGCCUAGAGAAAAAAGGCCGCGUGUACGUGGUUGGCUGGCAGCCCCUGGGCAUCAUUGCCAUCGUGGAUGGUGUAGAGUACACCCACACCUUUGGUGCGGAUUUCUGAGCUGUCCAAGGCUUUCUCAUUGGUGAUCACAGUGACGUGUUUAACCAGAGGGCUGAGCUCAUCAACCAGGGUCCCCAUUUCCUCUUCUCCCAGGAAGACUUCCUGACUUCCAUCCUGCCCUCCCUCACGGAAACUGACAGUGUUGUCUUCAUUUUUUCUCUCCUAGAUAACCUUAUGGAGGUGCAGACGCUGGAGGAGCAGGUGAAAGAGAAGACCUCCAACAUCCAGGCCUUGGCACACAGCACUGUGGGGCAGUCCUUGCCGACCCCUCUGAAGAAGCUCUUUCCCUCCAUCAUAAGCAUCACAUGGCCACUGCUUUUCUCCUAGUAUGAAGGGAACUUCAUUCAGAAGUUCCAGCAUCAGCUAAGCACCAAGUGGGUGCUGAAUACAGAGAGUACAGGGACCCAUGUGCUUCUUGGGAAGAUUCUCCAAAACCGCAAGUUGGACCUCUGCCUUUGCAACUCCAAGCUCUUCUGGCAUGCCCUGGCCAUGCUGCAGCGGUUCUCCAGACAGCCCAAGGCUUGAUGCUUCAAGAGCCUCCUCCAGGUGAUCCACUUCCCGCAGGUACUGUUAGAUGAUAUUCAGACAGCUCCCAUCUCCUUCCACGUCCAGGAUGCACUCAAGAAGGAACAGGUGAUCCCCAUAGCCUUGCGGAGCCUCCUAUUCUGGUGCUCCAUCCCUGAGGCCCGGGCACACCUGGCUGCAGCUCUCACUGUCUGUGAGGCUGUCAUGAGCGCCCUCAUCCAGCCAGGUCAGAAGCGCAACGCAGGACCCCCACGCCCCCCCGCCCCCAGCUGGAGACCCUAG